CUGCCGUCUGCUCCUUGGGCUGGAGUUUGCUUACUGGGUAUGCUGAAUCUCACAGGCUCUUUGAAAAGGACGGAAAACUGGAGGAAGCUCGCGCCUGACACUCCCUCGGCAUGGCUCUGCUCACUAGAGGAAUGUUCAUGUCUACCCUCGGAACCCGGAUGGAAAGUUCUUUUCUUUCCCUGUCCGUUUUCCUUCUGUUGAGAGAGAGGAGCACAAAGCCAUUGUUUUAAGAAUAAACAAACCAACCCCCUCUUUGAAACUAUCCCUGCCUCCUUUCCCUCCUCCUCUGAGUUGGACUAUCCAGUUGGGAAAGAGGUGACUAAUGCAGGCCCUUUUGGAGCAAACCAUACGGGUAAUAGAGAGGGGCGUUUAGGGUUGUGGAUUCAUGUGUUUUCUACGCACCUGAAGGAAUGCCGGUGAGGAGAGAAGUGGACAAGCAAGACCGGUGUUCAGUCUAUUAAAGAACUGGCCAUGUUGUUUGUGAGAGAGAAGCCAUGCCUUCACAUCCCGGAGUCGGACCCCGAGGUGGCCGAGCGACUCGCCCUGGGGAGUCCAGACAACCUGUCCAAUGGGAACAAGGCCGACCUGGAGGCAGCCAAGAGGCUGGCCAAGCGCCUCUACAAGCUGGACGGCUUCAGGAAGUCAGACGUUGCCAGGCACCUUGGCAAAAACAAUGACUUCAGCCAAAUGGUGGCAGAGGAGUAUCUGAGUUUCUUCAACUUCACAGGAAUGACAGUGGACCAGGCACUAAGGGCCUUUCUGAAGGAGUUUGCUCUAAUGGGGGAAACACAGGAGCGAGAGCGGGUGCUCUCCCACUUUUCCAAAAGAUAUCUCCAGUGCAAUCCUAACACCAUUCCCAUUGAAGAUAGCGUCCACACUCUGACCUGUGCACUGAUGCUGCUCAACACAGACCUGCAUGGCCAUAACAUUGGGAAGAGGAUGUCCUGCAUGCAGUUCAUUGGCAACCUGGAAGGGUUAAAUGAUGGCCAGGAUUUCCCAAGAGAGCUUCUCAAGGCAUUGUACCACUCAAUCAAGAAUGAGAAGUUGCAAUGGACCAUAGACGAGGAGGAGCUGCGGAAGUCCUUCUCGGAGCUGGCGGAGAGCCGCACGGACUCCGCGUCCCACACGAUGAAGCGCAUCAACAGCGGCGGCAACCCGCUGGUCAGCGUGGCCCAGCAGUCCAACGCCCAGCUCUACAAGAACGGCUUCCUCGUGCGCAAGGUCCACGCCGACAUCGACGGCAAACGGACCCCCCGAGGUAAACGCGGAUGGAAGUCAUUCUACGCCAUUUUGAAGGGCCUUGUUUUGUACCUGCAAAAGGUAAAUGGCAAUAAGGGAGAGUACCGGCCCGACAAGCUGACUGAUGAGGACUUGAAGAACGCUGUGUCCAUUCAUCACUCGCUGGCCAUGAGAGCGUCGGACUACAGCAAGAGGCCCAACGUCUUCUACCUGCGCACAGCCGACUGGAGGGUCUUCCUCUUCCAGGCCCCGAAUGCGGAGCAGAUGCAGUCCUGGAUCACCCGCAUAAACACAGUGGCGUCCAUGUUCUCGGCCCCUCCCUUUCCGGCGGCCAUUGGCUCCCAGAAGAAGUUCAGCCGACCUCUGCUGCCAGGAUCGACCACAAAGUUCACACAGGAGGAGCAAGUCCAAUCCCAUGAAACACGAUUUCGGGCGGUGUCCUCCGAGUUGAUAGAACUGCGUACCGCUCCCCUAGAGCGGAAGCUCAAAGGUCGUGAGCUGGAGGAGUACAAGCAGCGGGAAGAGUAUCUGGAUUUUGAGAAAACCCGCUACGGGACCUACGCCAUGCUGCUGAGGGCCAAGAUCCGCAGCGGCGAGUCGGACCUGGCCGCCUUCGAGGCGCGCCUCUUCGCCGACAGCGGGCUCCAGCGGGCCCACUCCAGCCCCACGCUGGCCCAGGAGACGUGCAGCAGCCAGGCCAGCAGCAGCAGCGCGGGCAGCGCGGGCAGUGCCAGCGGGAGCAGCGCGGCGGGCAGCGCCGAGUGCAGCAGCAGCGAGCGGAGCGGAGCGGCCGGCCGGAGCAGUGCCAGCGCCGGCGCCAGCGCGGGCAGCAGCAGCAGCAGCAGGCGGGGCAAGCGCUCCGAGGGACAGAGGCACAGCUACAGGAAGGCCGUCAAACAGUGAA
Molecule: messenger RNA, 2143 nt
Organism: Sardina pilchardus (European sardine)
Lineage: Eukaryota; Metazoa; Chordata; Actinopteri; Clupeiformes; Clupeidae
Gene: psda
Product: pleckstrin and Sec7 domain containing a
Exons: 13
Coding region: 472-2142 (556 amino acids)
Biological process (GO): regulation of ARF protein signal transduction
Molecular function (GO): protein binding; phospholipid binding; guanyl-nucleotide exchange factor activity
Source: RefSeq, a predicted model, not a curated record